ACUCUCCCUCUCUUCCCUCUCUCACGCAUCCGUGUGGCACAACCCCACACCCGUCGUCGAGAUGAAGAUUUCGUUGCUUGGUUGCGGCGCAUUGCUCGCGCCGUCGGUCGCCGAUGCGGCCGGUCUGGGGUCGCGAGUGAUGGCAACGUCCCUCGUGUCAUGCGCUGCUGCGGGCGUCGGAGGGACCUCUCCUGGCCAUCACCGCGCGCUCGAAGUGACCGAGGACACCCCCCCCACGUUGCCAUCCGCCACGCCGCCCCCCAGCUUCACCAGCAGCUUCCACUGGCGCGACGAGGACGACUCGGACUCCUAUUCCUUCUCGUACUCGUUUGAUGGAGGAGGAGGCGGCGGCGGUGGCGGUGGCGGUGGCGGUGGCGGCGGCGGUGGCGGUGGCGGCGGCGGCGGCGGCGGCGGCGGUGGCGGUGGUGGUGGCGGCGGCGAUGGCGGCGGCGGCGAUGGCGGAGGGAGCAGGGGGGGUGGUGGCACCGGCGACGACGCUGGCGACACCGCUGUUCUUUCCAACACCGAGAGCUCGCUCGUGGAGGACGACGGGAGGGGCGUCAGCACGGUCCUGUUGGUUGUCCUGGCCUUGUUCGCCGCUGGGGCCGCGUGGCUGCUGUACCGCACUUGGGCCAAGAGGCGCACGGCCUGGCGCCGGUUGGGCGACGAGGCGCUGCUGCCGUAACUCGAGGGGAUGAUGACUAGGCCCAUGGCUUUCAUUGAAUACUCGAAGGAGGAUCAUGUUUGCUGGUUGUUCUCCAGCGAUCUAUUGCACAAGAGUGGUGACGGGCGUCAAGAACUCCGGGUAGCUAGCUCUAUUUGAUUCAUACAGCAGUCGUAUGUGGAGGGGGCUAAACAGACAGAGGCGCGCGUGUUUCCGCCGUGCUGUUUUCUACCCUCUAAAUUGUCUCUUUUUUGCGUAUGUACGAUUGGUGAGUGGCUUCUUAUUUGUGUUUUCUAUCUCUCGAGUGGUGUAUUCUAACUAAAUUUUGUCGGAAGGCAGCCAGCCGUACAUGCCAUUGUCAAUGUUGGCUUGUCUACGGCCACCGCUGUGUCGGCGGGAGAAAAUUUGUUCUGAAAUAGCGAGAUGAGCCGACGGCAUUCUUCGGCGGGACCUCGUCAGGCUUAAUUACGGCAUACGUUUGUGUUUUUUUUGUUUUUGUUCGAAGUGUUGACCCUAGCACACCACCACUUGAUAAUCAAUCCCUUGCGUUACAUCUGUGCCUCGUGAGGUGUUCGGGGAGAGAUUUAUUUUGUCUCCGUGUUGACAGCGGAUGAAGGUUGCUCAGCUCGCUCUCUGUCCUCAUGAAAAGUUGUGGGUGUAGUUGCAACGGGUGGUAGGUAGUGUGAGCCGCGUAUGCCCUGGGGCUGAUAAGCGGAGGAACGGCUAUUUUGGUUAGCCACGGGUGUUUUGGUAGAAUUUCCGUCUGUCGGGACUUUUUUCUCAGGGACUCGACAGUUUGAUAACCGCGUUGUGGAUCAUCGGCGGCGUGUUUUCG
Messenger RNA from Ectocarpus sp. CCAP 1310/34, 1499 nucleotides. Lineage: Eukaryota; Phaeophyceae; Ectocarpales; Ectocarpaceae. The record is from the annotation of a GenBank genome assembly.